Messenger RNA from Ylistrum balloti, 2186 nucleotides. Its product is annotated as alpha/beta hydrolase domain-containing protein 17B-like. Gene Ontology annotation, cellular component: endosome membrane; plasma membrane. NCBI's taxonomy places the organism in Eukaryota, Metazoa, Mollusca, Bivalvia, Pectinida, Pectinidae. The transcript is spliced from 2 exons. The record is from RefSeq and is a predicted model, not a curated record. Gene Ontology annotation, biological process: protein depalmitoylation. The coding region runs from base 92 to 958 and encodes 288 amino acids. Gene Ontology annotation, molecular function: palmitoyl-(protein) hydrolase activity.
AUCGUUUGGUAUCUUGGAACUGUUGUAAAUGGUAGCUUGAUUUCUGCUACAUCGUUUUGGUUCUAUUUCAGUUCGCUUUUCGUUUGACAUCAUGAACAGCCUGUCGUUCAGCGAGCUGUGUUGCUUGUUUUGUUGUCCGCCAUGUCCAUCAAGAAUAGCAGCAAAAUUGGCCUUCCUUCCUCCAGAACCAACAUAUUCACUGAUAUCUGAUGAAACGGGUUCAAAAUAUAGCCUCCAUCUGACUGACAGGGCUGAAUGGCAGUACACUCAGCGAGAACUAGACUGUAUUGAAGUGUUUAUGACAAGGACUUCUAGGGGAAACAGGAUACCCUGCAUGUUUGCGAGGUGUUCCCCUAAUGCUAAAUAUACCCUUCUUUUCAGUCAUGGCAAUGCGGUUGAUUUGGGCCAAAUGAGCAGCUUCUACAUAGGACUAGGGUCCAGAAUCAACUGUAACAUUUUCAGCUAUGACUAUUCAGGCUAUGGUGCCAGCUCGGGUAAACCAUCAGAGAAAAAUCUCUAUGCAGACAUUGAUGCUGCUUGGCAAGCUCUGCGAACAAGAUAUGGUAUAAGUCCACAGAAUGUAGUUUUGUACGGACAGAGUAUCGGCACAGUGCCUACUGUAGAUCUUGCGUCCAGAUAUGAAGUUGGUGCAGCUAUUCUCCACUCUCCACUGAUGUCCGGCAUGAGAGUGGCAUUUCCUGAUACAAAGAGAACAUGGUUCUUUGAUGCUUUUCCUAGUAUUGACAAAGUACCAAAGAUAACAUCACCAGUUCUAGUUAUACAUGGGACAGAAGAUGAGGUUAUAGACUUUUCUCAUGGCCUAGCCAUACAUGAGCGAUGUCCAAGGGCUGUGGAACCACUUUGGGUUGAGGGAGCAGGACACAACGAUGUCGAACUUUAUGGACAAUACUUAGACCGACUUAAACAAUUCAUUAACGUUGAAUUGGCGGUCAAUUGACCCGCGGAGAACAUAAUGCAGCCUGUUCAGGAAGAAUUGAUAUAAUCGUCUCCUGAUAUCGCAUGGAUCUGUGUUGUGGAUUGUUGGUAGGCAUUGGUACAUGGAUGACAAUGGAAAUAUAGCGUAACCAGCCAUAUCAAGAAUUCAUUAUACCAAUUAAUUUGUUGUCAUUGUCGUAACAUUGAAACCUGUUUGUUCUUACAAUGUAAAACAUGAAAUAACUGUAAAACCUCCUGUUACCAUUUUGUCCUACCAGUACUUUGUUUUUCUUAUUUAGAUUUCUUUGUGUUCAUUUACAUGUAGAUAGUGGAGUAUUUCCAUGAACGAGCAUGACUGGAAUGCAAACCAAAUUUUAAAGUUUUUGUAUCCGUUUGAAACUUUGCAUGCAAAACAAUGUUUGACAGUUGAAAAAUAUGCAGAUUUUCAUUAUACAUGUAUAAUAAUGCAAGAAAGGCUUGAAGAAUGCUUGUUUAGUUAACAAGACAGUUCAUCAGUACUACACUCUAUUUGACAGAAUCAAUAAACCGGAGUUCUUUUCUACUGAUUUUUACUGUAACACAUUGUAAUUCAGUCUAAUUAAUUUACUAUUGGACCUGUUUCCAAACAAGGAAAAUCAAAGUUUCUUUUUAUACAUGUUUUUGCUGUUAAUUAACUUUUCAAUGGUUUAUGAGAAUUAAGGAAUAAAAUUUGAAAUACAAAUUGCUGUUUCUGAUCUAUAGAGAUUAUGUACUGUCUGAUGUUGAUAAUACUUUAAACAACAGACUAGAAAGUCCUUUGUUUUUCUGAGCAACAAUGUUUGUGAGUUAAGAAAUUCCUCCAAAAUACAACUGAGACAAUAAUCAAAUUUGCUGAAAGUUUUUAUAUUCUAUCAACUGCAUAUUCCUCUAUAUUCAGUUACUUAUGUCCGUAUAUAGAAUGUGUCAAUCAAGUCUAAACAUACCAUGGUUGUUGACUUUUUAUGUGGUUGUUUGUAUUGACAAUUAUUGUUAUCGACAUGAGGAAACAUUUGACAUUUCAUUAAUUGCUUAUACCAUUGUUUUAUGGAGGAGAUACAAAAUGUAUGUUAAGUAGUAGUGAAAUAAAAUAGAAUUAUUCAUUAUAUAAAAACCUGGUGAAUAUUUCAGCAUUGCCAUGUUUAAACGGUAAGAGCUGAAAUCAACUAUUAAAAGCAGCUUUGUUUUGUAGAAAAAAAUUACUAUGAAUACAUUUAACUGUGUAAUGUAAUAUG